Molecule: messenger RNA, 1260 nt
Organism: Dermatophagoides farinae (American house dust mite)
Lineage: Eukaryota; Metazoa; Arthropoda; Arachnida; Sarcoptiformes; Pyroglyphidae
Biological process (GO): translational initiation
Cellular component (GO): eukaryotic translation initiation factor 4F complex
Molecular function (GO): RNA 7-methylguanosine cap binding; translation initiation factor activity
Source: RefSeq, a predicted model, not a curated record
AAGUAUAUCGAUGAUUGUUUCGAAUCGAACACCAACGAAAUCGUCAUCAUCAUCAUCUAUCAAUAAUUUGAUAGUGUUACUACACGUUCUGAUUCGGCAAUGGCUAAAAAUAUUAAAGAUUUGAUCAACACAAUACAUCAUGUCAAUACAAAUAAUGAACAUGUUGAACAGAUUUGGCAAUUAUGGCGUUGGAAACCACCGGUACAAUCAUCAUUACAAACACGUGAUGAUUAUUUUCAUAAUCCUGCAUCAACACCGCAUACAAUAAUGAAUGAAUUUAAAAAACAUUUAACCGUUUCGAAAGAUUUGAAAUUUCAUACCUGUGAUCUGAGACGUUUGGCUGAAAUUGAAUAUCAACCAUUGAUGACAUUUGUUACACAAGAUGAUUAUGAUGAUCAUACCGAUUCGAUGGUUCGUAGUUAUUUCAUUUUCAAAGAUGGUGUUAUGCCAUUAUGGGAAGAUGAAUAUAAUGUAUUCGGUGGUUGUUGGUCAUUAAUCUGGAGUAAUGAUUUUGUACGAGAAAAAAGCCAUGAAAAUGAUCAACAUCAUCAUCAUCAUCAUCAUCAUCAUCACCAGAAUCAUCAUCAUAAUCAUGGUUCAAAGAAAACAUCAAAAUUUAUAUGGAAACAGGUGAUUAAUUUGCUUACCGAUCCAUUGAUGGUUAAAUAUGUGGAUGAAAUAUCCGGUGUUGGUUUGACGAUUCGUUCGAAUAAAACCUAUAAAAUAACCAUUUGGAAUCGAAAUUCGGAUGAUACAAUCACUAAAAUGAUGAUCGGACAAAAUAUCAAAUCAAUUCUUGGUCAUUCGGGUCCAAUGUUUUACUAUUCACACAAGAGUACAUUGAAAAAUCAAUAUGCAAAAAAGAAACAGGAAAAAACAAGACAACGUCGAACAACAUUACCAGUUGAUAAGAAUUCUAUGAAUGUUGAUGAUUCACCUAGGCUUAAUCCAAAUCGUUCAUCAGGUUUUUCACAAAGAUUUUCAUCAAAUCAUCAAAUUCAUUCGAUUACUGCAGAUAGAUCUUUUCCGAUGAUGAAUUAUCGUUCAUCAUCAUUUCAUCAUCAACAACAAUCACCAGGAGAAAAUGUUUGUAUACCAUCAACAUCACGUAUGGCAAAUCAUUUAAAUCGUCAAAAUUUUCAUCAUGUCAAUCCAUUAGUCUAUUGAUAACCGUUCUCUACAUUAUUCCGAUUUACAAUAUUAUUCAGAUUUUUUUUUUCAUUAUUGCAAACAUUAUUGAAUUCUACUAUUUGUUGUUUA